AUGUACUGGCCCCACGGAGUUCCGCGGGUCUAUGCGAUCAAUGGCCCUGAAAUCCCGUUCACUGCUUUAGAAGAUGAGGAAUCUAUAGGACUGGAAGACUCUGUGGAGCAGAGACUAUCCUUGAAUGAUAAUGACCCUAACGAACCCUCUGUGACGGAGUCGGCAUGGGCGAGUGAAGCCAUCGGCGGUCUUUGCGUCUCUCGCACGGGUCAUAUGUUUGCGACAAUGACCCACACGUCAAUCGCCUUAUGGCAAACAAGACCUACCGCUGUUGUUGCUGCAGUUGCCCGGUCCGCUUCGUCACUCAGCACCUAUGGCCCCAACAUAACGCUUCUGAUGCACCCCGAUUCGACCAUCAUUGUCGUACAAACACUCAACGGAUAUCUGUUGACCUAUACAGUCGCUACGGACCCCCACAAUCGAGUGUACCAACAGCAUUUCGAUCACUCUACUCAGAGACAGCUUGCGCGAUUGUCCGCCGAGGAGGAUGCCAACGGGAUCCGAGAUGUCAACAUUCGCUUCCGAAUGGCCAUCAAGAUCGAAUCUGGAAUUGUAAGAGCUCUUGCUUUGGAUAACGAGCUUGUCGUGGCAACGGUGAAACCACCGGCUAUUCAGUGCAUUCGAUGGAGCCCGGACGCCAACGGUGCCCAGACCACCUCGGAACUGUUGAGCCGUAUCCUGGGUGUGUCUAAGCGGACAUCAAUAACAGACAUGGUCUACGAUCGCGCCAUCAAUCUCCUAGUCUGGGUCACCAAUGAUGGUCAAGCCUAUGCGGUCCAACGCGUAUCGGAGAAAGCCCAGGAACCAGGGGCGCCAAAGAAACUCUUCCAUGGCCAUUGCUUUCACAGCCCUAGGGUUGACGGAGAAAAGGCGAUCAAAGUGGCUGUGAACGCACGUUUUUCGCUUCUGACGGUGAACUGUGCCAACGGUAACAUUCUGGUGUAUACAGCCAAAGACUACCUAGGCAACGUUCCUCUAUCCCACAGUCUUCAACUACCAGCCUCACCGGCCACGACAGGGAAACUGAACUUUAUGUGCUACUCGCCAGAUGGAUACUGUCUUUUCGCCGGUUAUGAUCGUGGGUGGACUACGUGGAGUGUAUUUGGCAAGCCUGGAGGGAAUAGUUUCACGGCCGACCGGUCACUAGCGGAAAGCAAUGCCGAGGACUGGUUGAACGGGGUUUCACAUGGGUGCUGGAUCGCCGGAGGCUCGGAUAUCAUAUUAUCAGGACUGAGUGAUCGGCGCCUGUGGGUUUUGGAGACGGCUCGCAGCGCCUUGACGGGCUGCUUCUCGCCGGCGAAUUUAGCGAGAGGACUGCUGCAGACAGGAACGGAAGUCAUUCUUUAUCGAGGACAUGACUUACCCGACCUCAUGACUAUAUCAGGGAAGGAUUCUCUGUGGCAUCACGCGCAGUACCCUCCAAGCUAUCUUCAGUCACAGUGGCCAAUUCGAUCCAGCGUCAUCUCUCAGGAUGGGCGCUAUGUAGCCAUAGCUGGUCGCCGAGGGAUCGCACACUACAGCGUGAACAGCGGGCGUUGGAAAGUAUUUGCGGAUGCCAGUGUGGAGAAUUCCUUCGCAGUCCGAGGCGGCAUGUGCUGGUAUGGUCACAUUUUGAUCGCCGCCAUCGAAAGUGAUGGCUCCUACGAGCUGCGACUAUAUUCACGGGAGCAACCGUUGAAUAAUCAAUCAAUUUUGCAUAUCGAAUACCUCCCCUCUCCGGUGGUCUUUAUUGGGCCAUCGGGUGAGGAUUCUAUCCUUGUUUAUACAUACGAAAACAUCCUAUAUCAUUACAUCAUCUCCUCCGUGCACUCUCGAAUUACACUGGUCCCGGUUGGUCAGAUUGCCUUUAACGGAAUCGUGCGAGCCCCAACUCGAGUACGGGCAAUCAGCUGGGUGUUGCCAGAGGAUCAAUUGCGGAAUGGUGACCCGUCCCAGGAUGUAAAGCAAGCGUCCGUGCUUCUUUUAGUGGAUGGCAACCUAGUAUUGCUGCAGCCGUCGACGUCGGAUACGGGUGAGUUGAAAUACGACAUGAGAGUGAUAUCCCACGACGUUGAGUAUUACAUCUUGAUGCGGGAUCAAUUUUCAUUCAAUUUUGCCGCAUCCAUGGACGAAUCACUUCCAUCUAGUCCGGCGGCCGAAGUAGUAUUGAACAUGUACCACAACAGCCUGUCGUUACGGGACUCUCUCUGGACGUUCUGCGGAAAAGACCUGCUGGCCUGGGCCGAUGUGCAGGAUGUUCUACAGCGAGACGAAGUUCCAAAAGCCAUCCAGAUACCGCUAGACUUUUAUCCGCUAUCGGUUCUGUUAAACAAGGGCAUUGUACUAGGCGUGGAAUCAGAGAUGACUCAGCGUCGCGAUGUCACCUUUGCCGUGCUCAAGUUUGCCAUACGGAGCCAUCUAUUCCUUCCAUAUUUCUUACAGCAUUGUUUGACACACGGCGACAUGUCAGCAGCGCUGUCGCUAUGCCAACACUUUUCCCACCUAUCAUACUUUCCGCAUGCUCUUGAGAUCUUGCUGCAUCACGUCCUGGAUGAGGAGGUCGACAAUGAAAGCAGAAACAACAAAGUCGAGGACCCGUCCCAGAAACACGACCCCCUCCUUCCCUCCGUCAUCUCGUUUCUCCAGGCAUCCUUGCCCGCCCGAGUAUAUCUGGACAUUGUCGUGCAAUGCACACGAAAGACCGAACUUCGGUCGUGGCGCACGCUAUUCACCUACCUCCCUCCUCCUAAGGAUCUGUUCGAACAGGCACUCCGACUCAACUGCCUCAAGACGGCCGUGGGGUACCUCUUGGUGCUGCAGGCAUUUGAAGAUGAAGAGGGUCACGAAGCGCCGAUUGAGGACUACGUGGUGCGACUUAUUGGGCUGGCAUCGCAGAAAGGCGAAUGGGAGCUAUGCGCCGAACUGGCGCGGUUCCUGAUCGCCUUGGACCGGUCUGGCGAUAUGCUUCGACGGGCUGUGUCGCGCGCGGGACUCCGGAACGGCGGUUAUGGACUCGGACUGGCGAUCAGUCCGUCAUGGUCAUCGUCACCAGCGUCGUCGAUUUCACCACGACGAGGUUCUCGAGAGGAGCAAUAG
Aspergillus tanneri is the source of this 3075-nucleotide messenger RNA. RefSeq names its product RIC1 family protein. Bases 1 to 3075 code for a protein of 1024 amino acids. Gene Ontology annotation, biological process: retrograde transport, endosome to Golgi; intracellular protein transport. Gene Ontology annotation, molecular function: protein binding. The transcript is spliced from 5 exons. Gene Ontology annotation, cellular component: Golgi membrane; cytosol; Ric1-Rgp1 guanyl-nucleotide exchange factor complex. The record is from RefSeq and is a predicted model, not a curated record. NCBI's taxonomy places the organism in Eukaryota, Fungi, Ascomycota, Eurotiomycetes, Eurotiales, Aspergillaceae.